This is a messenger RNA of Rhizopus microsporus ATCC 52813, 1395 nucleotides long. RefSeq lists its product as uncharacterized. Gene Ontology annotation, biological process: protein insertion into mitochondrial outer membrane. The record is from RefSeq and is a predicted model, not a curated record. Lineage: Eukaryota; Fungi; Mucoromycota; Mucoromycetes; Mucorales; Rhizopodaceae. The transcript has 8 exons. Bases 1 to 1395 code for a protein of 464 amino acids. Gene Ontology annotation, cellular component: SAM complex; outer membrane.
AUGGAAUCAAAUGCUACUAACUUGGAACAAGAGAGUCGCCAAGGUGAAUUCCAAAACUACUUGUUUUCACUGUUGGCACAAUCAGCAGGAUCAAAAGCUCAUGUGAAUGCUGUUACCAUUCUUGGCGCCAAAGUCACUCGUCCAGCCUUUCUCUCAAGUGCAACAAAGAAAUUACUUGAAGCAAAGACAGUAGCUGAGGUGAUCAACCUUUCUCAAGACACGGCACAACAGCUAUCACAACUAGAUAUAUUCGAUCAUGUUCAGGUCUUAUUAGAAAAUGCCUCAGAUAAUGAUCCAUUGGCUGUCCCAGAUUCAGUUAAUAUUGUAUACAAGGUUAAAGAAAAGAGUCGAGUGUUCAUAAAGACUGGAACUGAAAUUGGAAACAAUGAAGGAAACAUGAACGGAUCAAUCACGAUACGUAAUGUAUUUGGAGGUGCAGAAUUGUUAGAAACUGUUGCUUCGUUUGGUACAAGAACUAGUUCUGCUUUUCAAUUUACACUUGGUAAACCAAUUGGGGCAUCUCCUGACUCAAGACUCGAUAUCAAUGCUCAUAGAAACUGGCAAGAGGUGCAGGUUUACGUUAUAAGGCAAACACUUUCUAGAUUUGGCUAUCAUGAACUUAGUUAUGAUCUAACUUGGCGUUCUAUUGAUCGUAUGGCGCCUGGUGCAUCAUUAAGUAUCCGUAAAGAAGCAGGACAUUCACUCAAGUCAUCUAUCAACCACGUAUUUGUACGAGAUCGUCGCGAUGAUAUGCUCUUACCUUCCAAUGGUCACUAUAUCCGUCUCGCCAACGAGUUUUCUGGUGCAUUAGGCAUCGGUAACGCUCAUUUCUUUAAAUCUGAGCUUGAGACGCAGUUCUGUCAUCAGAUAGGAGGCAAUCAACCGUUAGCAAACAAAGAAGGCGAACCUGAGGGUGUGCAUCCUGGGCUGGUCAUUAGUGCCACCGCCCGAGCUGGAUUCCUUGCCGAACUUGGUGGCUACCCCAAAGCAUCUACCGUAUCAGAUCGAUUUGUCCUGGGUGGACCGUUAUCAGUUCGAGGAUUCAGAAUUGCUGGAAUCGGGCCUAGAGAUGGACGUGAUGCUCUCGGUGGCAACAUGUACUGGGCUGUAGGUCUCAGUGCCAUAGCUCCUCUGCCAACACUAGAAAGUAAGCCACUUAGGGCUCACGCAUUUGUCAAUGCUGGAACCAAUAUCCCAUGGAACAAAAGAGCAUCAUCUUUACAAUCAACAGCAGAAGCAUUGAGUAGAUCACCAAGUACCUCUGUCGGUUUCGGUUUAAUUUAUCGUCACAGCAUUGCAAGAAUCGAACUGAACUACUGUAUUCCUUUGACUGCCGCAAAGGGAGAUCAAUUAAGAAGAGGAUUGCAGUUUGGCAUUGGUUUAAACUUUUUAUAA